Schizophyllum commune H4-8 is the source of this 335-nucleotide messenger RNA. RefSeq lists its product as uncharacterized. The transcript has 3 exons. NCBI's taxonomy places the organism in Eukaryota, Fungi, Basidiomycota, Agaricomycetes, Agaricales, Schizophyllaceae. The coding region runs from base 32 to 262 and encodes 76 amino acids. The record is from RefSeq and is a predicted model, not a curated record.
GAAGUAUGGACCGGGGAACCACACGUUGCGGAUGUCAGGAAAUGCAUGGGCGCCUCCCAGCUCCUUCGUGCAUCUUUUUAGCAUGCUCUGGAGCGUUAGACGUAUGUGCGCCUCGGAUUGUUUCGCACUGGACGCACGGAGCAAGGACAUCGCGCGCACGCUCGUCGUGCGUGCUCUUCUGACGCUCCGAUGGCCUACGGAUAUUGAGACAACCUCCGGAGGUUUCGAAGAUAUCGAGGACUCGACGUUUCGCGGAUAUUGAGCCGGCCUCGUAUUACAGGGGUUUAUGUUAUAGUCAAAGCACAGUAGAUACACAUAAAAAGUCAAAGAGUGGG